CACUGCCUCUAAAAUGAGUCUCUCUGGGGAGAGAGAGGAGGGGGCCACUGCCUCUAAAAUGACUCAAGACACCAGUUCUAAGAGUGUCCAGAAGCCCAGAGCAGAGUCACCUGCCCCCAGCCUGCUAUCAAUGAAGAGUGAUCAGCCACCUGCUUUCAGCCAGGAACCAUUACCAGAUGACAAUAAGGAAGUGGAGAGUUUGGACAGUGAGGAUGCAUUAAAGAUCACACACAACCUUCUGGACAGAAGAAGUCAAACUCUUCUGACAGUCCAACAAGACAUUAAGGCUAAACUGAAACACAAGUAUCAACACAUAUCUGAAGGAAUUGGAAACCAAAGUCUGUUAAAGGACAUCUACACAGAGCUCUACAUCACAGAGGGUGGAAGUGGAGGGGUCAAUAAGGAACAUGAGGUGAGACAGAUAGAGAUGGCAUCCAAGAAACAAACCACACAAGAGACACCAAUCAAAUGCAACGACAUCUUCAAGCCUUUAGCUGGACAAGACAAACCUAUCAGAACUGUGCUGACAAAAGGAAUCGCUGGCAUUGGAAAAACAGUCUCUGUGCAGAAGGUCAUCCUUGACUGGGCAGAGGGAAAAGCAAAUCAGGACGUUCAUUUCAUGUUUCCUCUUCCUUUCCGUGAUCUGAACCUGAAAAAGGACCAAUACAGUCUGAUGCAACUUCUUUCCCACUACUUCUCAGAGCUGAAAGAGAUUGACAGCAUUGAAGAUGGUGAAACCAAAACUAUUUUCAUUUUUGAUGGUCUGGAUGAGUGUCGACUUCCUCUAGACUUCAAAAACAAUGACAGGUGCUGUGAUGUCACGAAGCCAACCUCGGUGGACGUGCUGCUGACAAACCUCAUCAAGGGGAAUCUGCUUCCCUCUGCUCUCCUCUGGAUAACCUCACGGCCUGCAGCAGCCAAUCAGAUCCCUCCUGAGUGUGUUGACCAGGUGACAGAGGUACGAGGGUUCAAUGAUCCACAGAAGGAGGAGUACUUCAGGAAGAAAAUCACAGAUCAGAAUCUGGCCAAUGAAAUCAUCAAACACAUGAAGACAUCAAGGAGCCUCCACAUCAUGUGCCACAUGCCAGUCUUCUGUUGGAUAUCAGCCACUGUCCUUGAGAUGAUGCUGAAAGAGGCAGAGAAGGAUGAAGUCCCCAAAACUCUGACCCAGAUGUUCACACACUUCACGCUCAUCCAAAUCAUUGUGAAGAACAAGAAGUACAACAAAGCCACAGAGACAAACCCAAAGGAACUGUCUCAGUCAGACAAAGAGAUGAUCCUGAAACUGGCAAAGCUGGCUUUCCAACAGCUGCAGAAGGGCAACCUGAUCUUCUAUGAGGAGGACCUGAGAGAGUGUGGCCUUGAUGUCACAGAGGCAUCAGAGUACUCAGCAUUGUGUACAGAGAUCUUUAAAGAAGAAUCUGGGCUGAACCAAGAGAAGGUCUACAGCUUUGUGCAUCUGAGCAUGCAGGAGUUUCUAGCAGCAGUGCAUGCUUUAGAAUCAUGUCUGGACAAGAAGGAAAAUGUUUUUUCCACCACUAGUGAGGAUGAAGAUGAGGAGUCAAUCCAGUUGUCUGACUUACACAGGAGAGCAGUGGACCAGGCCUUGAAGAGUGAGAAUGGACACCUGGACCUGUUCCUCCGCUUCCUUCUGGGUCUCUCACUGGAGUCCAAUCAGAAUCUGCUACAAGGCCUUCUGACACAGACAGGAAGUACAACACAGAGCAAUGAGGAAACAGUUGAGAGAACAGUCUGGUACCUUUCAGACAAGAUCAAAAGGGAAUCCUCACCAGAAAGGAUCAUCAACUUGUUCCACUGUCUGAAUGAACUUGGUGCCAACUCUCUAGUUGAAGAAAUGCAAACCUCCCUGCGAUCAGGAACUCUUUCAGAAACAUACCUACAACUUGACCAAUGUUCAGCCCUGGCCUACCUGUUACUGAUGUCAGAGGAGGUGCUGGAGGAGUUUGACCUGAAGACAUACACCACAUCAGAGGAAGGUUAUCAGAGGUUGCUGCCGGUAGUGAAAACCUGCAAGAGAGCACUACUGGAUCGCUGUGACCUCACAUAUAAAUUCUGUGAGACUCUGGCUUCAGCUCUGCAGACACCAAACUCCCCCCUGAGAGAACUGGACCUCAGCUACAAUGACCUAAACAUACAUAAAAUGCGAUAA
This is a messenger RNA of Coregonus clupeaformis (lake whitefish), 2170 nucleotides long. RefSeq names its product protein NLRC3-like. The coding region runs from base 14 to 2170 and encodes 718 amino acids. The transcript has 5 exons. NCBI's taxonomy places the organism in Eukaryota, Metazoa, Chordata, Actinopteri, Salmoniformes, Salmonidae. The record is from RefSeq and is a predicted model, not a curated record.